ACGUGGCACGGAAAGCGAGAAUGAUGGCUCUAUUUGCAGUGAUGGAUGCGAUCUCAGACUCGGCGGAGUCGGCGUCGAGACGACAGAGUGGCAACAAGAAGCAGCCGGCUGAUACCUUCGUACCUGCAGUUCUGGACCUGGUGCUAACGACGGAGGAAGACGCGGAGACGGGGGGAUACCACAGCUCCGAGGACGAGCUGGAGGACAUCAACGCGUCGGCGGCGAAGCGGAAGCUGUCGCUCGCGGCGGACGAGGAGGACGACUCCGACGAGGAGCUGCUGUGCCCCGUCGAGUUCCGCUCCUCGCCGCCCGAGGACGCGUACCGGCCUUGGCGGUGGCAUCUCCCGCCCUAUAAACUCUUCGUGCUCUCCUCGGAGGGGGGGAGCGGGGAGAGUAGGGUCGGUCGGGGCGGGUCCGGCCCCGGUCAUCAGGGAACCCGGGGCUCGUCCAACCCCGGGUCUCAUCACUCCAGUCAUCGGCCCAGGCCCUGCCUGGAUUUCGACAAGAUGCGCCGGAACGGUCACAGCAGUUGGUCACCGUGGAGGCAUGGGAGCGAACUGACCCUGUCUUGUUCCUGAGAUCUCUUUUUUUUUUCCCGGUUCGUUUUCUCCGUGGCAUCCUGUGUCGCACGCACACGCCCCGAUAUGUAUGGACAUGGUUUUCCACCGUGGAUUUGGAUAUUUGCUCUCUUCUCUUCCUUCCCUGGCUCGUCGGGGAAGCCAAAAUACCUUGACAAGAGUUCACUAGUCCUGCGGAUUUUUUUUUUUUUGUAUAGUACAAAGAGGAGAAGAGAGUUUAUUGGAUUUUUUUUUUCUGUUGCUGUUGUGUAGUCAGUAGCCAGUAGCCGCGCCUGCUUUUGGAAAAAUUUCGUAUCCUUGGAGAUGCGGAAUUUUUGGGGGGAAUUUGGAAAUUUGGAUAAUUUC
Molecule: messenger RNA, 923 nt
Organism: Darwinula stevensoni
Lineage: Eukaryota; Metazoa; Arthropoda; Ostracoda; Podocopida; Darwinulidae
Source: the annotation of a GenBank genome assembly